AUGCCAGACUAUGCCGAGGACCACUUUGCAACAUCCUCCGUUGCGACGCCCCCAGCACCAGAAGCGAACCCGCCCCGGCGAGAAUCACAAGAUUCAUACUCUGAAGAGGAGCCCACGUCGUUGGUUGACGGUGUUGCCUACUUGUCCCUGUGCGCUUCUGGGACAACGGACACUGCGCCGGAGCCUUUUUACAUUGGGUCCAGCUCGGGCGCCACCAUUGCACGGAUGAUCCAGUCUUCCAUCUUCCAUGGAGCUGGGGGUAAGGCCCUGUCUGAUGCCAUGGCGGGGACACGAGCUGGUGUACUGAGCCCGCCGCAAUCCCGAAACACUGCCUCAGUGUCGUCGCAUCCCGAUGAGCUUGUGUCAGAGUUCCCAUAUCCUUCAGAGUCAAAGAUGCUGUUUGAUGUCUUCUUUGAUCGACUCCAUACUCGGUGGCCCAUCCUAGAUCGCAAGCUUUACACAAAGCUCUUUGAGCAGCAGUACGACCAGGGAGCACUAUCGAUACAACACAGAAGCAUCAUGCACUUGGUAUAUGCCAUCUCGGCGAGGUUUUUGCAACUUAUGAAGAAGCCGUGUGACGUGGAUCCACAACAACACCUUAUGGCUGCCAUUGAACCAAUGGACUAUAUACUUGAGCAGCACAACCUCGCAACAGUUCAGUUCCUCCUCCUGUUGGCAGUUCAUGGCACACGGAGUCCAUACGGCGCCGGAGCCUGGUCUCAGGUGCGAUACGCUGUGACGCUCUGCAUCGAGUUGGGCCUCCAUAGGAAGCAAACCACUGCAUCAUCCCACAGUUCCCGGGAUCUGGAGAUUCGGAGACGAUCUUUCUGGUCGUGUUAUUGUCUGGACCGCAUGACCAGCGUGGUCCUUGGACGGACCUUUGCAAUAGCUGACAGAGACAUCAAUGUAGAUUUAAUAAGUGAAAAGGAUUACGAGUCUGAUAGAACCUUGCAGCUUCCAAGCGACAGUACCGAGUUCUGGGACCUGACUGCCCUUGGAUCACCACCACCAGGCCAGAAGUCCGUGUGGUCGAAUGUAGAGCCUUUCAUUCACAUCGUCAAGUUGCGGAGAAUCCAAUCAAGAAUCCACCGGCGCGUAUACCGUGUCGACAAGGACGUAUUUGCAAGCGUGCCAGAGGAGAGAGCCAAGCUCGAUGCAAAGAUGGCCGCCAUCCGAGCCGAGCUUGAUGAGUGGGCCAACACUAUUCCACACCCGCCAAAAGACGCCACCACCAUUACUUGGAUGUACGAUCCAGAGAGCGCCUAUCAUGACUCAAGAGACUUCUUUAACUUCACAUCAGACACAAGAUUCGUCACGACUGCCCGGUCCGCCGCGUGCGUGUGUACGGCAUACAAGCGGUUGAACCAGCAAAAGACGCUGAGCUAUACCAUGACUGCGCUGCACUCAUGCUUCAUAGCGGGCUUGACCCUGGUGUACUGCCUAUGGAGGGAUCGGUCCCUCUUUUCCUACGAUGCACUAGAGGCGACCCGGGCAUGUUCUCAGUCUCUCACCAUCUUUGGCGAGAAGUGGCCUGGCGCCGUCAAGUACCGCGACAUCUUCGAUGCCCUCUCCGGGAGUCUGUUCAAGACCAUUGUCAAUCCGCGGCCAGAGGCAAAUCCGGGGCCGAAGCCACUCAAGGUCGACUUUGCCGCGGAGCCGGUUGGUUCUCCCACGGCCCCGAUAACCUCAUCGGAAAACGGGCCCCACCGGCGCGACAGCGGAGCCGAAGAGCGGUCCGCUGUGGGUAACGCCGUCUCCGACGCCGUCAAGGAGGCGUUCAUGGAGGUUGACGACGAGGCGCCCGGUGGAUGGCAGGGUUGGAGGAUGUUCAACGAGAUGGUCCAAAGCGACCUUGCUCCAAAACCACCGCCGGGCGUCAAGCGGCCUGACCCGAGACCACAGGCAGGCAGUUGGGAUGUGCUUGCGCAGGAUCCUGAGUUCACACACGAUUUGAACCAGGGCGGUGUUUCCGACGUGAUGGAUUCGGACUGGGACUUUGGCGGGCUGGAGGGGUUGCGGUGA
This is a messenger RNA of Colletotrichum spaethianum, 2022 nucleotides long. RefSeq names its product positive regulator of purine utilization. The coding region runs from base 1 to 2022 and encodes 673 amino acids. The transcript is spliced from 4 exons. Gene Ontology annotation, molecular function: DNA-binding transcription factor activity, RNA polymerase II-specific; zinc ion binding; sequence-specific DNA binding. NCBI's taxonomy places the organism in Eukaryota, Fungi, Ascomycota, Sordariomycetes, Glomerellales, Glomerellaceae. The record is from RefSeq and is a predicted model, not a curated record. Gene Ontology annotation, biological process: DNA-templated transcription; positive regulation of transcription by RNA polymerase II.